UUUUCCAAGAGGUUUAAGUGGUGGUCAGUCUUGGGACUGAAAGAGAAGAAAGGUGAUAGGAUCUGUCAGCUGGUUUCUGCAGUGCAGCAGGAAAGAAGGAUGCCUGCUGGGAGAAGCAGGGAUGGAGCCGGGUCAGGAGUCUCCGGGAUGGUCACAUCCCCAGGUUGGUCUCCUCGCUCCGGGCUGCGGAUGCUGCUGAUCUGGGUCGUGCUGGUGCUGGUGGCAGGUCCAUGCCGUGUGGAGGCGUGCCCCUCCCCCUGCAGCUGCCUGGGGAACACGGUGGACUGUCACGGCCUGGGGAUCCACUCCGUACCCAAAAACAUCCCCAGAGGGACUGAGAGGCUUGAUCUGAAUGGAAACAAUCUGACAGUGAUCAGCAAGACCGACUUCUCUGGUCUCAAACACCUCAGAGUCCUUCAUCUGAUGGAAAACCAGAUCAGUGUCAUUGAGAGAGGAACGUUUGAUGAGCUGAAGGAGCUGGAGAGACUGCGCCUCAACAAAAACCGUCUCAGCCAGAUUCCAGAGCUGCUGUUUCAGAAGAAUGAAGCCCUGUCUCGACUGGAUUUGAGUGAAAAUUUCAUCCAAGCGGUCCCAAGGAGAGCCUUUAGAGGAGCCGUGGAUCUCAAAAACCUACAGCUGGAUAAAAACCACAUCAGCUGUAUAGAGGAGGGGGCCUUUAGAGCUCUGCGAUCUCUGGAAGUACUCACACUAAACAAUAACAACAUCAGCAGUAUUCCAGUCUCCAGUUUCAACCACAUGCCAAAGCUGCGCACCUUUCGCCUCCACUCUAACUCUCUGCGCUGUGACUGUCACCUGGCCUGGCUGUCUCCAUGGUUACGCCAGCGGGCAGCGUUAGGCCUCUAUACUCAGUGUAGCUCUCCCCCCACGCUGAGGGGCCUCAACCUUGCCGAGCUGAGAAAGAGUGACUUUGCCUGCUCAGGUCAUGGUGACAGCGCCUUUGUUCAGCCCUGCAGCCUGGCGUCUGGCUCCUGUCCUCCUAUGUGUUCCUGCAGCAACAACAUAGUAGACUGUCGAGGGAGGGGCCUAACUGCCAUCCCCGCCCACCUGCCUGAAGCCAUGACCGAGAUACGAUUGGAGCAGAAUGGCAUCAAGUCAGUUCCCCCUGGCGCCUUCACCUCUUACAAGAAGCUCCGCCGAAUAGACCUGAGCAACAACCAGAUAUCUGAGAUCGCUCCUGAUGCUUUUCAAGGACUCCGAGCUCUGAACUCCCUGGUUCUGUACGGGAAUAAGAUCACUGAGCUGCCCAGUGGAGUGUUUGAUGGUCUGGCCUCUCUGGAGUUACUGUUGCUCAAUGCCAAUAAGAUCCACUGCAUCAGGGCCUCGGUGUUUAAGGAUCUGGAGAACUUGGCUCUGCUGUCGCUUUAUGACAACAAGAUCCAGAGUUUGGCAAAAGGCACCUUCAGCUCUCUGCACAGCAUCCAGACGCUCCACCUGGCCCAGAACCCAUUCGUGUGUGACUGUAAUGUGAAGUGGCUGGCCGACUUCCUGCGUUCAAACCCCAUCGAGACCAGCGGGGCUCGCUGCGCCAGCCCGCGCCGCCUCGCCAACAAACGCAUUGCACAGAUCAAGAGCAGCAAGUUCCGCUGCUCCGCCAAGGAGCAGUACCACAUCCCUGGUACCGAAGACAGGCAUCUGAGCUAUGAGUGUAACAGUAAGCCAGUGUGUCCGGCUAAAUGUCGCUGUGAGGCAAACGUAGUCGACUGCUCCAACCUUCGACUCACCAAGUUCCCUGAACACCUGCCGUCGUCCACUGAAGAGCUGCGUCUCAACAACAACGACCUCUCCGUGCUGGAGGCCACCGGAGCCUUCAAGGGUCUGUCCCAUCUCAAGAAAAUCAACUUGAGCAACAAUAAGAUCUCGGAGAUCGAGGAUGGGGCGUUUGAAGGUGCGUCCUCGGUGAUGGAGCUUCACCUGACAGCCAAUCACCUGGAGUCUGUGAGAGGCAGCAUGUUCAGAGGCAUGGAGGGACUACGCAUGCUGAUGCUGAGGAACAACAAGAUCAGCUGUGUCCAUAACGGCAGCUUCACAGGACUGGCCAACGUCCGGCUGCUCUCCCUUUAUGACAACCAGCUGAGCACCAUCAUGCCCGGAGCCUUCGACACACUGCCCAACCUGUCCACACUGAAUCUUCUGGCCAAUCCUUUUAACUGUGACUGCCGCCUGUCCUGGUUCGGGGCGUGGCUCCGUAGCCGACGAAUCGUGACAGGAAAUCCUCGCUGUCAGGGCCCCGCCUUCCUCCGAGAGAUCCCGCUGCAGGAUGUGGCCGUACCUGACUUCCGCUGCGAGGACGGCUCUGUUCUAGAGGACAGCAGCUGUGGUCCAGGUCCACAGUGUCCCACUCAGUGUGCCUGUAUGGACACUGUCGUCCGCUGCAGCAACAAACACCUGCAGGCUCUGCCCAGAGGACUCCCCCGCAACGUCACUGAACUGUACCUGGAUGGAAACCAGUUCACCAGCGUUCCUAAGGAGUUAGCCACAUUCAAAUACCUGCAGCUGGUAGAUCUGAGCAACAAUAAGAUCAGCUCCCUGUCUGAUGACUCCUUCUACAACAUGAGCCAACUCACCACUCUGAUCCUCAGCUACAACUCUCUACGAUGUAUCCCUCCUCUGGCUCUGGGUGGCUUGCGUUCUCUGAGGCUGCUCUCUCUCCAUGGCAACGACAUCUCUGAGUUGCAGCAGGGCAUCUUCAGCGACGUGGCCUCCCUGUCUCACCUAGCGAUUGGAGCCAACCCUCUGUACUGUGACUGUCGAAUGCUCUGGCUCUCAGACUGGGUGAAGAGUGGUUACAAGGAGCCUGGUAUCGCCCGCUGUGCCGGACCCCAAGGCAUGGAGGGAAAACUGCUGCUCACCACUCCAGCUGACAAGUUCCAGUGUGUGGGUCUUGUAGAUCCCUCUGUUCAAACCAAAUGCAGCCCAUGUGUCUCCUCCCCCUGCCUGAACCAGGGCGUCUGUCAAGUCCACCUCACACAACAAUACACCUGCACCUGCAAGUCCGGCUUCACGGGUAAACACUGUGAGACCCCGGUUGAUGCCUGUGUCAGUAAUCCCUGCACAAACGGAGGACUCUGCCUCAGUGACGAACAGACCAGAGGCUUCAGUUGUGCAUGCGCCUUUGGUUUCCAUGGAACCUUCUGCGAGGUGAACGUGGACGACUGUGAGGAUCAUGGAUGUGAGAACGGCGCUACAUGUGUAGACGGCGUGGGGAACUACACCUGCCUGUGUCCUCCAAAUUACACAGGUCUCUUGUGUGAGGAAGAAGAGGACGUGUGUGCUCCAGGUAGAAACCCCUGUCAGCAUCAGUCCACCUGCAUCAGCACUCCUACUGGCCCCAGGUGUGUGUGUAUUCCCGGCUGGGUGGGGCCAGACUGCAGCAUAGAUUAUAAUGAAUGUACAGACCAUCGCUGUCAGAAUGGAGCUCAGUGUGUCGACCACCUUGAUGGCUACAGCUGUGUUUGUCCGCAGGGAUACAGUGGAGAGUUUUGUGAAGUGGCCCUUCCUCCCGCCUCACCCUGCCAGCUGGCUCAGUGUCAGAACGGCGCCCCUUGCAUGGAGGAGACGGGCUCUGCGGUCUGUCAGUGUCUGCCGGGCUUUGAGGGGCGCAGCUGUCAGAAGCUGGUCAGUGUGAACUUUGUGGACAGAGACUCAUAUGUUCAGCUUCAAGACGUGAAGAACUGGCCUCAAGCAAACAUCACACUGCAGGUAUCGACAGCAGAGGAUAAUGGUAUCCUGCUCUAUAACGGAGACAAUGAACCAAUAGCUGUGGAGCUCCAUCAGGGUCACGUCAGGGUCACAUAUGACCCUGGAAACCAGCCUGCCACCGCUAUCUACAGCACUGAGACGGUGAAUGACGGACAGUUUCACACGGUAGAACUGGUGACCUUUAAUCGGAUGGUGAACCUGUCUGUAGAUGGAGGAGAGCCAACAACUCUAGACAGCCAGGGGCGGAGCCAGCAGGUGGCGGGAGACGCCCCUCUUUAUGUAGGAGGUAUGCCUGAGAAGGUGAUGCCUUCCUCUCUGGGUCUCUCCUCUCAGUCCCUCAACACGUCCAGUUUCCAUGGCUGCAUAAAGAACCUCUACAUUAACCACGAGCUGCAGGACUUCACCCGCAGCCACAUGAAUCCGGGGGUGGUGCCGGGCUGCCAGGCCUGCCGCAAACUUUACUGUCUGCACGGCAUCUGUCAGCCCAAUGCUGCAGAGGGUCCCCAAUGUCACUGCCAGCAAGGAUGGACAGGACAACACUGUGACCAGCCAAUGACAGGAAGCCUUACUGGAGUGGAUGGUGUAACCACAGCAACUGGUGUCAGCCCAUGCCAGGGCAGCAAGUGUGUGAAUGGUGUGUGUGUGGUGUUGGACACGCAGUCAUACCGCUGUGACUGUGAGGAAGGAUACGGAGGUUCAUUGUGUAACCUGAAGGAGGAGCCGCCGAGUUUGUGUCGGGGUCUGCAGUGUUUACACGGCCAAUGUGAGCAGACUGAGCAAGGAGAGCAGUGUGUCUGUGUGCAGGGAUUCACCGGAGAGAGCUGUGAUAUAGAGUCCCCUUGUCGAGGAGAGCCGGUAAGAGAUUACCACCGGCUGCAGCACGGCUCCGUCCUCUGCCAGACGUCCAAACCAUUCUCCUGGGUGGAAUGUCUGGGUCGAUGCCAGGCAGGAACCGAGCCGGGCACUGCCCCCGCCGCUUCCUGUUGCGCUCCUCUGAGGGUCCGACGCCGGCGGCUCACAUUCGAGUGUGACGACGGGACCUCGAUCACACAGGACGUGGAGAAGCCUGUGGAGUGUGGCUGCAAGGAUUGUGCAUAGUACUGUGGAUGCACUGUGCGUACACACACACACAUGAAGACACACACAUCCAAACAUAACACACAAACACACUCACACACACCAAGCUAAAGAGGUACACACACUGUAGGUAAUCUCUCACUGAUAAACGGACAUUUUGGUGUUUGUUUCGUGUGUUUCUGCGCACCGACGCAGUUUUGUUACAUAAGACAGUGCUUCCCUCUCCAAACAUGAAAUCAACGAGUCAACCUCAUCUUCAUUCUCCUCCUCCUCUUCACCUGCAGCAGGACAACCUGCGCACUUACUACCUAAUGCCAGCUCAUUUCUAAUGCUUGUGUGUUUUAAAAUCUCCCUUUGCCUUCUUCUCUGUGUUUCAUAUUUGUGGCUGGAAAAGCGCUGCUCUCCAUUCACACACAGCUGCAUCAGAGAGCUGCCAGUUUUUGCAAGAAAUUAAGGUACUAACUUAAGCUUAAUUCAAUGUUUGUUAAGGUAAAAGUUGCUCAAUUUUGUAUCCACUUUGUUAAGAUUUCACCUGCCAGAGAGCAUUUUUCUGAAACAAAGCACUGAGCUCUGUCAGUUUUUUGAAGGGGGGAGCUGCAGGUGAAAUAACAAAGGGAUGUUUUAGUAUAGUUUUCUGCAGCCAUGACUGCUGUUUAUCUGAUGGUUUAAGCAUCAAGUCGUUAGGUUGACUGAAAGUUUGGGUAAGACAGCAUUUCCAGCAAGUGACAGCCAUCGAUGUGACUCUAAAGCCCCCUGCAGUAACAGAUGGGUGAUGUCACUCAGGCUUCGUCCAAUAAUAUUUACAGUCUGUGUGUUCCCUGCAUCCACCUCAAUGCCACAUGUUGAAGCUCUGAAGAGAAAUAAGGAUUUCAAAUAAGGAAUAAGAAAAGUUAUUUGUUACAUAUGAAGCAGGACAUCUUACAGCCAUUCUUUUGUUUUGUCUUUAAAUGAAAUUUGUCCUCUUUGUCUGAUAAACACAGACAAAGAUUCCAUUUUAGUUAGAAUAAAAUAAAAUUCAAAGGCAAGACAAAAAAAAAGCUUCAUUCAACAAAUAUUUAGUAAAUCAGAUAAAGACAGUAAAGCAUGAAAGUUUGGGCUUUAGGAUCAUUUUGACUGAAGAAACACCUCGAUGGAAAAUUAAACCUUGGUCUGCUAUAAAAAUCCCUUAAAUUUAAAACAAAGCCCGGUCGUUGAGCUCAUGGAAUAAUCCGGAUGUAAAUAAAAGGGUCAUCACCCAACAAUGUUCAGCCUGAAGGCUAAAGGUGAUGGAGUUCACAGGGGACAGCAGAGGGGUCAUGACAUGUUCCCAUCGCUGCUCACAAGACGCCCUUUCUUCCACUUAAACACUGGUGGUGGUGGUGGUGGGGGUUGGGAUAGUGUGUGUGUGUGUGUGUGUGUGUGUGUGUGUGUGUG
Molecule: messenger RNA, 6210 nt
Organism: Labrus bergylta (ballan wrasse)
Lineage: Eukaryota; Metazoa; Chordata; Actinopteri; Labriformes; Labridae
Gene: slit1b
Product: slit homolog 1b (Drosophila)
Biological process (GO): axon guidance
Molecular function (GO): calcium ion binding; Roundabout binding; heparin binding
Source: RefSeq, a predicted model, not a curated record